AAUCGCGAAUACCAAGAGGUUGGAGAUCUGGACGCUACUUGGAUCAAGCUUAACCAUAAUCAGUAAGCUUUGUACUUCAAUUUGUCGGAGUUCGGGAGAUGCACUGGUCUGCGUCAGUUGCACAGCUGCUGGCAACCGGAAUCAUGGUUAUCGUGAGACUUGCCAUCUAUCGAAAGAUUUCCAUGAUGCCGAGAACGAGUCAGCUGCCACGGGGAUAUGAGCUGGACGCCAUGGCCAAGAUCAUCAACGGAUGCCAGGACUGGAGGAUUCUCACCCCCCAUUCAACACAAGGUCUGAUACAAGCGCUGUCCCAGGAUACCUCACGUCUUGCCACUCGGGUCUUGCAGACGCGGAUCAGGUUAGGGCAACUCUCGGGGUGGUCAAGCGAAUGUGCCCAGGUGGUCGACCAGGUAUCCCAGGCUAUGGAAGCGGUGCUAAAUCACGUUUACAAUCCGAAUGGAGACGUUACCAUAAAACAGAGUUUCCAACAGAAGGCAGAAUUCGAGUGGAAUCUAGGAGUGGCGGUCGCAAAAGACGAGAAGGACUUUCGGGGCAAGCUGAAGAUCGUUCUGAGAAGAUCCAAAUCCGAAGACAAGUGGACGCGAUGGCGAGUGCAGAGUGAAGAAGUCGAGGCCGCACUCUCUCUGUGGAUGUCGCACUUCUCGCAAACGUCGACCCAGUCGCGAAACUUGUGGAUUAUCGGCCCUAAUACCCCCCUCAAUCAGAUUGUCUACGACUGGUGGAUACACCGUGGCACAGACGGGAUCCGAAUAGACGACGUAGAGUCAUACUGCGCCCUCCGCUUCGUUGACAAAAGCCGAGUGUUCGAUGUCGACGGGUCCCAGUGGAGGACCCGGGCCGCGGAUUUGAAAGAAGCGGGACUCCUCGCAGCCGUUACUAACGACAGUUUGCCGAGGAUGUGCGGCCAGUUUCUCUUAGGGUGCUUCAUCAAGAGUACGAUAGCAUGUGUCCAGGAGCUUGAUGGAGCAACGAGGGUCACUCCAGGGACGAGUCCUGGCCAGUUCCUCCUGGUAAAUAAUGCUGUACGGGGGCUUGCAGACGCACUGCAACAGAGCGGCCUCGUUUCCAUCGAAGAUUCAUAUAGGCUCGCCGUGCCUGCCCUGAAUGACGCCAGUAUACUGCCAGGCCCGUUCGACGUCCUCGAGGAUAUCGUUGCAAUAGCCAAAGCCAAAGGAGACACAGUCGAUACACUCGACAACACAUUUACGCGCCUCAUUUAUGUGUGCCGGGAUAGAGCGAAGACUCAGAGCUGCGAAGAGCAUUGGGCGAAAGCUGGCCGUACCUUUACACGUCUGAUCGAGAUCUUGUCAAAUGCUAUGGGGCCACAUGCCGCGUCUACAUUGAAGGCCAAAGAAGCCAUGGAUCAGUUCGCGAUUGACUUCAUGGAAUCGAGCAUUUCCACGUCUAUCGACGACAAAGAUCGACUCAGAGGGUUCGACGAGCCAUUCAGGCUGCAUGCCGCAUCAUCGAAGGGUCUCAUCGGUCAGGUGCUUCAAGCACUCCUAGACGGUGUCGGAGUGGACACCUGGGACGACGAACACGAGACUCCCAUCAGCUUGGCUAUAAAGCGGGGUUACUUGGACAUUGCCCGGUUGGUGAUAUUCUAUGGUGCCCCUGUCGAUCACGAUCUCCUCUCCAUCGCGAUUGACAAGAACGGCAACGGACUCUACCCUAAUUGCGACCAAAUGGUUCGCCUACUGCUAUUAAACCUCCAGAACCAGACAGAAGUGUUGUUGGAGGCGUGCGAAAAGGGAUAUAGCAUGAUCGAACUGCUUCUUGAGAUUGGUAUCGACGCAACUGUCAAGGACAGCAAAGGCUUCACGCCGCUACAUAUCGCCUCGAUGAACGGCUUCGUGAAGGUUGUUGAGAUCCUUCUUGCUAAAAAUGCAGACGUCGCCGCCAAAACGCCCAAUGGACAGACGGCGCUACAUCUCGCUGUAGAAAGAGGACAUAACGAGGUGGUCAUGCAGCUUCUCAACGCCAAAGCCAGCCUGGACUCUCGAAACGAGCUGGGACAGACCCCACUGCACAUAGCGGCAGAGAGGGAUAUUUUGGAUAUCAUCAAGAUCCUCGUGGAGAGGGGAGCAGACCCGAACGGACGGCAGGCCGAUGGAAAGACGGCUCUUCAUAUCGCUGCCUUCAACAACAACGCGGAGGUCGUCGGGUGGCUCAUGGACCACGGGGGCGUAGAUAUAGUGGCUAGAGACAAAGACCAGGCCACGGCGCUACACUUGGCGACCCGGAAUCGCCACGACAAGGUGAUCGAGAUCCUGACAGAGGCGAGGGAAGUGGUGCUACGAGCAAAGGACAAAUACGGGCAAACCCCUCUCAUCGUGGCCUCACGGGAGGAUGGGCGCGAGUCCAUGAUAAGGAUCAUGAUUGAGCGCGGAGCGGACAUGGCAGCACGCGAUGAGUCCGGCCGCGGCCCGCUCGAGUACGCCGCCAGCUCUGGCCACGCCGCGGCGGUGCGGCUGCUGGUCGAGAAGGGGGCGCCGCGGGACAACAGGGACGGCUUCGGCCGGACGGCCCUGCAUUACGCAUCCAUGAGCAAUCACACCGCCAUCGUCAGCCCGCUGGUCGACGGCGGCGCCCCCAUCGACGCCAUCGACAAGGACGGCUGGACUGCCCUCCACUAUGCAUACUGCACUGAGAGUUGGGCCGUGGUCGACCUGUUAACGGAGAAGGGCGCGGACCCCUCGCGCAAGGAUCGCCUCGGCCGCACGGCCGAGUCUUACAGGGACGAAAAGUUUGAGAUCAACUUCUGGACCAGAGCUCUCCCGCCUCCCUAUCCUAAAGUUGUGCUAGCUUAGAUGAGGAGGGCGACUCUGUUCCAAACAAUCAUUAUUUUCUCACUUAACAUCACCGACACUGCUUAUCCGGAUCGCUGAACAUUAAUUGAAGCUCACCAGCGUUAGGUUAUCCACCGGGUCUUCUAAACAUAGAUACUGCAGAAUGGAUUGAGAAAAAGAUGCGAAUCUCGAGGAGCCAAGAAGACAGGCUCAGAGACAAUUGCCAGCGGCCCGGCUCUCUACACUCACAAUCUAGGUCUGACUCUACCU
Phialemonium atrogriseum is the source of this 3080-nucleotide messenger RNA. RefSeq names its product ankyrin-2. Gene Ontology annotation, molecular function: protein binding. Bases 99 to 2831 code for a protein of 910 amino acids. The transcript has 3 exons. Lineage: Eukaryota; Fungi; Ascomycota; Sordariomycetes; Cephalothecales; Cephalothecaceae. The record is from RefSeq and is a predicted model, not a curated record.